Colletotrichum godetiae is the source of this 1137-nucleotide messenger RNA. RefSeq names its product peptidase S8/S53 domain-containing protein. NCBI's taxonomy places the organism in Eukaryota, Fungi, Ascomycota, Sordariomycetes, Glomerellales, Glomerellaceae. Gene Ontology annotation, molecular function: serine-type endopeptidase activity. Gene Ontology annotation, biological process: proteolysis. The record is from RefSeq and is a predicted model, not a curated record. Bases 1 to 1137 code for a protein of 378 amino acids. The transcript is spliced from 2 exons.
AUGCCUAUGCUGGGUCAUUCGACGAGGAAAUCCUCUUGGAAUAAAGGCUCAAGAUGCAGUGAGUGCUUUCCAGGAUUAUCGCCACGCCCAUUAUUAACUUUAACUCAGGUCGAGCUUGUUGAACCUGAGACACCGGUAUUCCCGUUCGAUGUAGUCACGCAGACCCAAGCCACUUGGGGACUGGGAGCAUUAUCACAGCCUGCUCCCGCCAGUACUAAUGUAAGCCUGCGCAAUGGAUUCGCGUACAGGUUUGAUGAUAAAGGAGGGCUAGGAACAUUCGCGUACGUGGUUGAUACAGGAGUCUGGGUGGACAACCCGGAUUUUGAAGGUCGCGCCGAGCUUGGUUACACUGUAUACCAGGAUAUCCCUUUCGAAGACAGCAGUGGUCAUGGUACUCAUGUUGCUGGAACAAUUGCUUCUAAAACAUGGGGCGUUGCAAAAAAGGCGCAGAUCAUUGCGGUGAAGGUGAUCGCACCAAAUCAGGGCGUCAUGUCAGACUUCAUGAAAGGCUUUUCAUGGGCAGUCAAUAAUAUUACAGAAACUCCUGGCCGCGCGGCAGUUUCCGUCAUCAAUAUGAGCCUAGGUAGGUCAAGACGCAGCCCCCAUCUGCCAGUUUAUGAGGCUAAUGAUGGUGUGAAAGGUGGCCCUACCAACUAUGCAUUCAAUUAUUUAGUUCACCCGGCAUCCGAGCAAGGUAUUCUGUCCGUCGUCGCAGCGGGUAAUGCAGCUGUUGACGUAAGCCGAGUAUCACCAGCUGGAACUGCAAGAGCAAUCACCGUGGCAGCCAGCGCUGUCAACAACACUGUUUGGGGGUUUAGCAAUCUUGGAUCUGGAAUCGACUUGUGUGCGCGAGGAGUAGAUGUGUACUCAUUGUCUCUUGAAGCGGGGAAAGAUAUUGCCUUGAGUGGGACUUCCAUGGCAUCACCACACGUCGCUAGGCUAGCUUUAUAUCUGAAAAGUGUCGAGCCAGGCCCGGAAACGAUGGAUACCAUCACAGCUAGGAUUUUGGAGUUGUGUAAGCGCGAUGUCAUCCAAGAAGUUCCGAGAAGUACUCCGAACUUCUUGGCAUACAACGGUGUCCGUGUUCAGUCGUCGGGUCUCACGAUUAAUAAAGUUAGAACAAGGAGUCGACGAUAG